CUAAGAGUUCGUGGGCUCACUCUUUAUUGGUGAAUUUAACAUAGGUUGGAGUUUAAAGCAUAAGAAGAGAAAACAAAACAAGCAACCGAGUGGCCCAAGUGGUCAGUGACUGCAAUCAGCUGAGAUGUGUAAAACAAAGGUGCCUCAGCGGGAGGAGGUGGCCUGGCCCUUUACCUAGUCACAUUUAUUGGGGAGCCAUCUAUGAAGCCAAUGCCUCCGCAAUUAAACGUUGUCAGACACUCAUAUCAUAAAAAAAAGGAAACCCAACUAUCAGGGGUUCCAGUAUGCUUGCCCUGACCCUGUCCUUGACCUUCUCCCUGGACCAUCCUGCAGGAAUGCUCUUUCCCCCUCCAAGGCUCCCAGCUGGGGCGGGCCAGCGCCUAUAAGGGGGAUCCCCGCUGCGGCCCGGUGCCUCCCGCAGCCAUGGACCCCCGUCGGCUCACCUGGGCGCUGGUGCUGCUGGGCCCGGCCUUGGCGCUCGCCCUAGGCCCUGCCCUCGCCCAGGAAUCACCCGAGAAGCUGUGCGGCCACCACAUCGUGCGCGCGCUGGUGCGGCUGUGCGGGGGCCCGCGCUGGUCCUCCGAGGAUGGGCGACCUGUGGCUGGCGGCGACCGUGAGCUGCUACAGUGGCUGGAAGGACAACAUCUCCUCCAUGGGCUGAUGGCUAGUGAGGACCCCGUGCUGGUACUCGCCCCACAGCCCCUGCCCCAGGCCUCUCGCCAUCACCACCACCGCCGCCACCGGGCAGCUGCCACCAACCCUGUCCGUCACUGCUGCCUCAGUGGCUGCACCCGGCAAGACCUGCUGACCCUCUGUCCCCACUGAACCCUCCUGGGGUGUGGCCUUGGGGAAGCCCGAGACCCACAGGGGUCCGGUCUGGUGAACUCCUAAUGCCACACAGCACCAUGAAGCCCCAUGUCUGGGGGGGACUUUGUUGAUUACCUCCUAGGACAAGGCGCUCACCACCUCACCGAGGCCACCUGUCCUCUGGGGGGCCAACUGAGGAAAACACCAGAUCCCAAACCUGGCUUGGAGGAUCCUUGGUUUCGUGGAGAUGCCAGACACCUGUUCUCAAACGUUCUCACCUCAGAGGAGCCCCAGUUACCCCGCUCCCUGCAUUUGACACCCCUCUUGCUGUGUUAUCAAUAGUAAAUAAAUAAGAUGCCU
Messenger RNA from Orcinus orca (killer whale), 1167 nucleotides. RefSeq names its product insulin like 3 (gene INSL3). Gene Ontology annotation, molecular function: hormone activity; G protein-coupled receptor binding. Bases 424 to 825 code for a protein of 133 amino acids. Gene Ontology annotation, cellular component: extracellular region. Lineage: Eukaryota; Metazoa; Chordata; Mammalia; Artiodactyla; Delphinidae. The record is from RefSeq and is a predicted model, not a curated record. The transcript is spliced from 2 exons. Gene Ontology annotation, biological process: adenylate cyclase-inhibiting G protein-coupled receptor signaling pathway.